GAAGAAGGUAUCCGCGGUAACGGUGCCGGAAGUGACGCGCUACUGGUAAAAACUCGACUGUAGAGUUUAUAGCAGCGUUAGCUUGAUGUAACACAUGUAAACCGUGUAAAAACGCCACUUUCUGUGUUUAUUUUCUGCUCUCCGUAGCUUCUUAUUCAACAAGAAGCUAUAAUAACAUUAAGUUAUUGUCAAGCGUAAGUGUUGGGUUCCGCUCAAAGGUCCGUCCUAAAUGCGGGAAAUUUAAACGAAAGGAGCUCUUGCCAGUUAGCCGUUCAGUGUUUAUAAAGCAGUGGUUUUUUUUAAACACUUUUUAAGCAGAUGUCGUUUGCGAGAGUGGGACAUUCACAACAACAAACCAAAGGAAAGAGGCCUCUUCGUCCCAARAAGGCUACAGCUCCCAGACAAGACUGGGUGAGCACCGUCAAUGAUCUGUCUGUGCAUAAGCUGACAUCUGCUGAGCUGAGCCAUCGACAUGAGAUUCACAAGUCUCACAACAAAGCUGCAGCUCAGUGGGAGCUGAAGGAGCGAUCCCUGAAACGCCGUCUCAGACACGCUGGGAGUCCUGCGCCUCUGGACCGGGUCAGCCUGAGCAUCAUCAGGGAGGU
Molecule: messenger RNA, 605 nt
Organism: Austrofundulus limnaeus
Lineage: Eukaryota; Metazoa; Chordata; Actinopteri; Cyprinodontiformes; Rivulidae
Product: spindle and centriole-associated protein 1
Biological process (GO): mitotic spindle assembly; metaphase chromosome alignment; regulation of centriole replication
Cellular component (GO): spindle; centriole; centrosome
Source: RefSeq, a predicted model, not a curated record